GCUUGGUGUAGCCGAAGUGCCCGAAGACCAAACCGAUGUCUCGCUCGCCACAACAUUGUCAAAUCAAACGCGAUCCAGAUUUUGACUUGAAAGGACGUGUAUUGUUGUUUGCUCCGUGUGAGGAAUUUCUGGGCUUGAAUAGCCAUUUUCUGUAUUGAAUCGCAGUCAGGCUGGUGCACUAAAUAUCCCCAGAACGGUUCAGAGGAAGAGAGAGAGUGGAGUGUGGUGGCGGAGAUUGUAGAGAGGAUUUUCAGGGAGCUGUUUUUGGUGAUAAGGAGAGAGGAAAGGGAGGUUUUUUUUGGUGGUUUGUUGGUGUCUCUCUGCUUCUUUCCUUUUUCCCUUUGCGGUUUCCUCUUCCCCCUCUCUUCUUCAGCUCGAAAAUGUCCAGCUUAGAGAUUGAUGGUCAAACUGUGGGUGAGCUAUGACAAUAAUCCUCUUCCUCAUUGACACAUCCGCCUCCAUGUGCCAGCGUGCGCAUGUGAAUGGUGUGCAAAAAUCCUACUUGGACAUCGCCAAGGGGGCCGUGGAGACAUUCCUCAAGUACCGUCAGCGUAGUCAGGAUUGUAUGGGUGAUCGGUAUAUGUUGCUGAGUUUUGAGGAUCCCCCGUCCAAUGUCAAAGCUGGCUGGAAGGAGAAUCAUGCCACGUUUAUGAAUGAACUGAAGAAUCUUCAGAGUACGGGGCUAACGUCAAUGGGUGAGGCACUGAAGAAUGCCUUUGAUCUGCUCAAUCUCAAUAGGAUGCAAUCGGGCAUUGAUACCUAUGGUCAGGGAAGGUGUCCAUUCUACCUGGAGACAUCAGUUAUCAUUGUGAUAACUGAUGGGGGAAAGUAUUCAUCGCGGAAUGGGGUUCAUAAUGAGAUUGUUCUGCCACUUCAUGCCCAAAUUCCGGGCACAAAGUUGACCAAGGAGCCAUUUCGAUGGGAUCAGAGAUUAUUUUCGCUGGUACUGAGGAUGGCUGGGAAUAAAGUGGAUGAGAGGGUUGAUGGGAAAGUGCCUCAUGAUGAUAGUCCCAUUGAGAAAAUGUGUGAAGUGACUGGAGGGAGAUCGUACAGGGUUAAAUCCCACUAUGUCCUCAAUCAGUGCAUAGAGAGUCUGGUGCAGAAGGUGCAACCGGGUGUUGUGGUGCAUUUUGAUCAGUUGGCCCCGAAGGAUCUCAAGGAUGGCGAAGUGCAGGAUAUUGCAUUUCAGACCACCAAAAAGAUGAUCUAUGUGCAGAAGCAUCCAUCACAGAAGACCUAUCCGGUUGGCUAUUGGCCAAUACCUGAACCCUACUGGCCAGAUCCAAAAGCCCUCUCCCUGCCACCCAGGGAUGCUCAUCCGAAAAUCCGUAUUGUAACACCGUGCAUUGAUGAGCCGCAGAUGGUGAGAAAUUUCCCAAUAGAUAAAUAUGAGCUGGAAGCAAGUCCACUGACCCUGCAGAUUCUGUCAAAGAGGGAAACGACAAAAUGUUGGUCGGUAAUUGUUUCCGGAAUGCACAGUUCUGAUGCUCCAUUUGGGUAUCUGAAAGCCAAUGCGACAUUUACCCAAGUCUACCUUAUGGUACUGCCAUAUAACUAUCCGGUUCUCCUGCCCCUACUCGGGGAUCUGUUCCACAAGUACAAUUCCAAUCCGCCCAAUGAUUGGAUCUACAAAUUUUCCAACUAUGUCCGGAACAUCCCACAGUACUAUUGUCCAUUUUUGCGUAGAGCUCUGGGCAGUGCUAGUGUUCCCUAUCAAUUGCUGCAGUACAUCAUUCCGGAGAAUUUGGACAGCUACCUGAGUCCGGCUGUGGCUAAUUAUUUGAAAAAUCUCAAGAAUACGGCCAAGCAGGAUCAGGAGAAUCUCUGUGUUAGGGUAUUUAAGCAGCUGAAGCAGCCAAAGCCGGCGUAUCAUCAGAUGGAGACGGUUAAAUUGAAUUGUGGACAGCAACUUAGGCGGGACUUGGUGUCCCAUCCAAUGCUCAGGGAUACCUUCAGCAAGAUCCACAGUGACAUCAGUAUCUAUGAAAAUUACACAAUAGUCAUCCCAACGGCCUAUGCUCCCAAUUCACCCAAGAACUACCGGAAUCCCUUUGAUAUUCCGCGAAAGGAGUUAAUUGAUGAGAUAGCUAGGAUGCGAGAGAAUUUCUUCAAGCUACCCACCACAGGAAUCAGUGUCUACACCAAAGAUGCUGGACAUUGUUUGCCCAUCUCCGAGAUGGGUAACUAUCAGGAGUAUCUGAAGAACAAGGAGACGCCGCUGAGGGAAAUUGAGCCGACAAAUGUGCGACAGCAUAUGUUUGGGAAUCCCUACAAGAAGGAUAAGCACAUGGUGAUGGUGGAUGAGGCGGAUUUGGGUGAUGUGGCACCCAUGAAGCCAAAUACUCCAAUGACAAAAAAAGUGGAUGGGAAGAUGACGAGGAAGCGAAAGGCAGGACCUAUAUCAAAAGAUUACAAAUUCCGCCGAAUGUCAACGGGAUCAAGGCAUUCGGCACCAGCUGCUCUCGGUGGGAUGAUGUCAGAUUCCGAAGAUGAGACUCUGAGUGAAGUUAGCUCAGUGGUUGAUGAUCCAGAUGAGCAGAGACUUAUUGUGGACUUUGAAUUCAAUGAGCCACCCACCGAUGAUUUUCCCAUCAAUGGCCAUGUGCAGAGUUUCAUUAAUGGUGAAAUUGAAGAUCCAGAAGACAUUGGAAUGCCCCUAAUGGCUCUUCCACCGGCAAAUGGUCCACCAGCAACUGCCCCAGUUCCACCUCAAUCACCUGCAACACCAGCCGUCGCUCCUCCAUCAAUAAUUGUCCAUCACAAUGACAUCAAUGAUGCCCAGGAGAUUUCCAAGAUUCUCCAGCAGUGUCACAAUGGCAAUGACUCCAGAUCCAUCUUCCAUGAUCGCAUCAGCAAUGUGGAAGUUGAACAAACACCCAGGCCCCUUGAUAUCUUCACCAAUCACAAAAUCGCAGAAGUUGCAGAAAUCCCAGAAGCCACCAUUACCACCAUCCCGGAAAUCACAAUAAAACCCGAACCGCCAGAGCUGGACGAAGAACAAAAAGAGAACAUCCGACAGGCAAAUCUAGAAACCCGCACAAUGAUCUUCAGGGAUAUACGACGUCCAGGCAGAGACUAUAGUCUCCUCCUUGAGCAUCUCAAUCUGGUCAAAGGGAAUUUUGAGACAAAAUUCAACUUUGUCCAAAUGUGCAUCAAUGAAUCAAUGCGUUUUCGGCGGAAACGCAUGGCAGACAGCAUUCAAGAAUGGUGGGAAAGACAAAUUGACAAAUUAGAAUCCAAUCCACACUUGAAUUGCUAAAAAAAAUAAAAAAGUGCGCGAGAUAGUGACGAUAAAAGGAGAAGAAAAAAAAACUUAUCACUCUCUACAGUGAAUGUGCGGGAUUUUUUUUGUGAGCAGCAAAUGGCCAGAAGAUGAGAAAAAAAGACCCACAAAAGGCAUGAUUUUUAUUUUAGCCAAACACCUUCAAUUCUUUUACCACAGAUUUUUAACUCCCCCAAGAAAUGCUACCCCCCUUUUAUUUUUUUCUUCAUUCCAUGCCAACCACAGACUUGAAUUGCAGAUAUAUUCUCAAGAAAGAAAACAAAUCAUUUGUAAAUCUAAUUGUCGAUUGAAAAGUAAUAAAAGGUCUACAGUGUCUUCA
This is a messenger RNA of Phlebotomus papatasi, 3602 nucleotides long. It is a transcript of the gene IntS6, whose product is annotated as integrator complex subunit 6. Lineage: Eukaryota; Metazoa; Arthropoda; Insecta; Diptera; Psychodidae. Gene Ontology annotation, cellular component: integrator complex. The record is from RefSeq and is a predicted model, not a curated record. Bases 422 to 3259 code for a protein of 945 amino acids. The transcript has 2 exons. Gene Ontology annotation, biological process: snRNA 3'-end processing.